Silurus meridionalis is the source of this 2325-nucleotide messenger RNA. It is a transcript of the gene ltb4r2b, whose product is annotated as leukotriene B4 receptor 2b. Bases 282 to 1343 code for a protein of 353 amino acids. The transcript has 5 exons. Lineage: Eukaryota; Metazoa; Chordata; Actinopteri; Siluriformes; Siluridae. Gene Ontology annotation, molecular function: leukotriene receptor activity. The record is from RefSeq and is a predicted model, not a curated record. Gene Ontology annotation, biological process: G protein-coupled receptor signaling pathway. Gene Ontology annotation, cellular component: membrane.
UCUCUCUCUCUCUCUCAGCAAGCUGUAGCCUGUAGAAUGUAAAUCCUUGUUAUUAGAAGGUGAAGACAAACUAAAGAAACACUCCCUCAAACAGAUUAGAGACACAGAGAAGGAGAGAGAGAUAGAGAGAAAGUGAAAUAGUCAGAGAGGAAAAGAAAGCCAACAAAAAAGAAAGAAGGAGGAAAUAUGACAUGAAAGUGCUUUAUUCCUUAAACAGACAUUUAUUUCUCGCGAUCCUGUGAGGAAACUUCAGCACUCAAAAUCAUCCGUCAGCGUCUCCAAUGAAUGUAGAAAAUACUACAAGCCUUUUCCUUGAUGAAAAUAACAAAAAAAACGACUUCACAGUCUCCUUUGCUUUUGGAGCCUUUAUCCUCGCCCUCGUCUUCCUCCUAGGCGUCCCAGGAAACCUCUUCAUCAUAUGGAGCAUCCUGGCACGUGCCCGUAAACGCUCGGUCACCACGCUGAUCAUCCUGAACCUAGCAUGUGCUGAUGGUGCCAUCAUGUGCCUCACAGUGUUCUUCAUUGUGUACCUGGCCAAGCAGACGUGGGUGUUUGGACGUUCCAUGUGCAAGCUGCUGUUCUACCUGUGCAACACUAACAUGUACGCCUCCAUUAUGCUCAUCACAUUGAUGAGCGUUCACCGCCUGAUGACUGUGCUACAACCACAAGGUGCUCGUGUGUUCACGCGCAGGAGGAACAUGCUGAGCAUCCUUAUCAUACUUUGGAUACUUGUAUUCACACUCGCCAUUCCCGCUCUGAUAUUCAGGGACCCGAAACAGGGGGACAACAAUCGCCUGCUGUGCUUACACAAUUACACAGCUCCCAAAUAUGAGGUGUUCCACAUGAGCCUGGAGACGUUGGUGGGAUUCCUGCUCCCGUACGCAAUCAUAGUCAGUAGUUAUGUGUGUAUUCUUCGCCGUCUGAGACAGACACGAUUUCAGAGACGAGUUCGCAGUGAGAAGCUCAUCCUUGCUAUCAUCAUUACAUUUGCUGCGUUCUGGCUGCCCUAUCACAUCAUCAACAUCAUGCAGGUGGUGUCUGCAUGCUCUCCAGCGAAUUCUCGACUGAAAACAAUGUUGGAAAAUAACCUUUCAAGGUAUCGACCCGCCACCUCCUCCCUGGCCUUUAUUAGUAGCUGUGCUAACCCCGUGCUGUACGCGCUAGCAGGACGCUCCUACAUUCGUGCAGACGGACUUUCCUUCAUGGCCAGGCUGUUUGAGGGCACAUCGCUGGAGUUCAACACUGCAACGCUACGAAUUCAGCGCAAAGCGAGCAAAGCAGGAGUAACGGUGCUCGCGCUGAAGAACUGCGACUCCUGUGGAAACAACACCGACCAGAGCUAACAGACCGACUGUUACACAAAAAUGUCUUCUAUACACAUAUAUUUCAUCAAAUGACCGCUUCCUCUAUGCAAUAAUAUUCCAAACCCAGAAUGAUGCUGCAUUGCAGUGAUUCUGCCUCCAACUCCAAACACACUCACUGCUUGUGUCGAGAAUUUCAGCAGGCUUUUGUUAUUUUUUUAUAAAGUGUAUAAAUUUGACCCAGUGUGAAACCUGUGUAGAGCUCAGAGCUGGGGUUGAGCUUUAACGGUGACACACAGAAAGAUUUUCCGGCUUCCGGUCCACUAUCAUUAUAAGAGCGGCCUCUAGAGGCGAAUCACUGACGCCAUGUGCGGCUUAUUUUGACAAGAUGAGACUCCAUGCUGCACAGAGAGCGCUAUAUUAAAAUUAUAGUUUAGAAUUUAUUAUUUUUUAUAAAUAUAUAUUCACAUUUAUUUCCUUUCAGCACAUUUUCAUGUUUUUUUUUUUUUUUUAAGUUCAGUACUAUUUUACUGUCAUGUAUCUGAUCUACCAUUCCUCCCACUCACCACUAGAGUGCACCACUGCUACCAAGUCUGUGUCUUAUUUGGACUACAGUUUCCAGAAGCCGCUGUCUGGGAACUGAUUACAAACUCCUUCCUGUUCCCUGCAGGAGGAUUAUAUAUGGGACACACAAACUCAUAAACUUUGCUGUGUAUUGAAGUUCUAACGAGUUGUUUGUUUGUUCAUGCCAGCAGACAUGUGCUGGCAUGAACACACUUACGCACACUUUAUGGUCCAUGGUUUGUUUUGCCACGUCUGCUAGGUUCCAUGUUUAAUGCUCGAUUGUUUUCCACGUGUUUGACCCAGGACUGUUUACCACGUUUAUGUUUGUUUGCUGCCUGUUUCAACCAUUGCCUGUAUUUUUUUUUUCAGAUUAGCCCAUUGUCUAUUCUUGAAUAUUCCUGUUUGUCAGUGUUGACUCUGUGUGUCAUUGACUCUAAUAAAGCCUGCGUUUGUACCCCUA